Messenger RNA from Triticum aestivum (bread wheat), 1403 nucleotides. RefSeq lists its product as uncharacterized. The transcript has 2 exons. The record is from RefSeq and is a predicted model, not a curated record. The coding region runs from base 52 to 894 and encodes 280 amino acids. NCBI's taxonomy places the organism in Eukaryota, Viridiplantae, Streptophyta, Magnoliopsida, Poales, Poaceae.
GACAACGAGGAGGACUUGAAGGCGCCGGUCAUCCCGGCCCGGCUGCCGGCCAUGGGCAGGCACGCGGAAUGUUUCCAGCUGUGUGGCGCCUCUUCCAGCGGCAGCCUCUCUUUCGUGAACGGCAGCCUUGUCCUCCUCUUCAACCCCGUCACCGGCGCGUCCCGGAGCAUCGAGAUUCCCCCAAUCUGUCGGACUGGACCUAGGUUUUGCACUGGCGCCGAGGCGUUCUUCAUUAGCAAGUUUCCUAAGGGCGUGUCUCUCUGGUGGUGGUGCUCGGACGAGUGGAGCGAGCGGAAGCUGCUUCUGCCUGAAGGGUUCGAAAUCUACCAUGCCAUUGCUCUGUCGGCCUACAGCGACGGUGUCUUGUAUGCGCUGGAAUUCUCCGGUUUGGUGUACACCAUGGAUACCCGCAUGCCGCUGCCUUGGGGCCUCACGAGGCUCCGUGCGCCAAGCAUUCUCGAGCAGUACUCCCCGAUCGUUGGGUACCCCUAUAUUCGGAAUUGCCACCUGCUCGAGUCAGAAGGCGAUGUCAUGUUUGUCGGUCCAGUGUUCGCAACAAAAGAUCCCGGAUGCCCCAAAUCCAUCCGUGGCUUCGAGGUGUACAGGCUGGACGUUGAUGGGGCACGGUGGGUGAAAGUGGAGAGGCUCGCCGGCGAACGGGCGCUUUUCCUGAGCGAUCAAUCAUCGUUUGUGGUGCAUGCUUCAGAGACGCCGGGUUGCAGGAGCAACUGCAUCUACUUUGUGGGUGAUCUUGACGAAUCCUCAUUCAGCACUUGGGGCAUCUACUCAAUGGAGGAGCGGAAGGUGCUGUUUCAGCGCCCCGUCGGUGGUUCGCCGGGAAUGUACAAAGCUGCCCGGUGGUUCUUCCCUGGUUUUGUGAUGCCACUUGCGUGACAAUGUACAAACUUGGGACAAAGGAGAAAAAUCAAUGGCCUUUAGGUAUAAUCUGGUUCAUCAUAUUAUGAGAAUGCAGUAGCAGUUCUUUAAAUGUUACCACGGACUGCUCCUUUUAUGCUGAUAGAAGGAGAGGAGGAUGGCGAGCAACUGUGAGAAAUGGAGACGGCGAGGUAUUGCUAUGACGUGAUAGUAAGGCCUAUAAACCUCCAAGUGCUACUAUGCAGCCCAUGUGAUGGUCUCUGUGGCAUACCUGAAGGUUGCGGUUCAGUUUGGCAUGGCUCAAAUUAUUCUAGGAUCUCAUUCUCAGAAACUGUACAAAGCGCUGUUUGUGAAAUUUCAGACAGUCUGAUGAAGUUUAUGGAUUGUAUUGUACUCAUAAUACAGUUGCGCAUGAACUCGCUAAGUUUGAUGCUCCUUUGGGUUUCUCAGAUGUAUUACUGGGGAUUUCCCUUAGUUUGUGUGUGAUAUGGUGAGCGAAGUUUAUGUUGCAUCGUCGAUGAGAUAUA